Messenger RNA from Vicia faba (fava bean), 2205 nucleotides. NCBI's taxonomy places the organism in Eukaryota, Viridiplantae, Streptophyta, Magnoliopsida, Fabales, Fabaceae. The record is from the annotation of a GenBank genome assembly.
AUGACUAACAUAGGGGAACUCUCAACAACAUUGAAAUUUUUGGAAAAAUAUUAUCCUUAUCAAGGUAUUGGCAUAUGCAAGUGUUACAUGAACAGACUAUGUUUUUGUAUCACAGAUACUCUUCUGCUGCAAAAGUGCAGCAUCACAACUUCACUACGAGACGCGCGUCAACUCCACGCCCUCCUUUUAACUACCUCCAAAGCAUUUGGCUCCAAAUCUGCGUUUCUAUACAACCACAUCAUCUCCAUGUAUGCACGCAGUGGUUCGCUCAAAGACUCCCACCAAGUGUUCGACAAAAUGCCUCAUAGAACUCUUGUUUCUUACAAUGCACUUCUUGCAGCAUAUUCUCGAGUAUCAGAACAUUCCAUAUACGCCCUUAGCUUGUAUACCCAGAUGGAAAAUAUGGGUCUUAGGCCUUCCAGCAUGACUUUUACUAGCUUACUGCAAGCAUCUUCAUUGCAUGGAGAUUUAUGGGUUGGGUUGUUACUUCAUGCCAAGAGCUUGAAGUUUGGGUUUUUGAAUGAUAUUUGUGUCCAAACUUCUUUACUUAAUAUGUACUCAAAUUGUAGGGAUUUGAGUUCGGCUGAAUCUGUCUUUUGGGAUAUGAAUGAAAUAGAUGAUGUUGCUUGGAAUUCUUUGAUUGUUGGAUAUUUGAAGAAUGAUAAGAUCAACGAAGGUGUUUAUCUAUUUAUUGAAAUGAUGAGGGUUGGUUUUACGCCAACUGUAUACACGUUUUGUAUGGUUUUUAAUGCUUGUAGUCGUCUGAAAGAUUGUUUUUGUGGGAGAUUGAUUCAUGCACGUGUGAUUGUCGGGAAUGUGUCACCGGAUUUACAUCUGCAGAAUGCGCUGGUUGACAUGUACUGCAAUGUUGGUGAUACACAUAUGGCUUAUGAGAUUUUUAGUAGAAUGGAAAACUGGGAUUUAGUUUCAUGGAAUUCUAUGAUUGCUGGGUAUUCUGAUAAUGAGGACGGAGAAAAGGCAAUGAGUUUGUUUGUUCAGUUGAAGGAAUUGAGCUUUCCUAAACCAGAUGACUAUACUUAUGCUGCCAUUAUAUCUGCAACAGGUGCAUUCCCGUGUUUUAGUUUUGGAAAACCGCUUCAUGCUCAGAUUAUUAAAUCAGGAUUUGGGAGAAGUGUGUUUGUGGGGAGCACUCUAGUAUCAAUGUAUUUCAAAAAUCAAGAAACUGAAGCUGCUCAGCGUGUCUUUUAUUUAAUCCCAGGAAAGGAUCCUGUUCUAUGGACUGAAAUGAUCGCAGGUUAUUCUAAAAUGACAGACGGAAUGAGUGCAAUUAGAUGCUUUUCUGAAAUGCAUCAUGAAGCCUAUGAGAUUGAUGGCUACGUUCUCAGUGGAGUUUUGAGUGUCUGUGCUGAUCUUGCAAUUUUAAGACAAGGUGAAAUAAUCCAUUGUUAUGCCAUCAAAUUGGGUUAUGAUGUUGAAAUGUCUGUAUCUGGGAGUCUAAUUGAUAUGUAUGCUAAAAAUGGUAGCCUUGAAGCUGCAUAUUUGGUAUUUUCUCAAGUUUCACGUCCCGAUUUGAAGUGUUGGAACUCAAUGCUUGGAGGAUAUAGUCACCAUGGAAUGGUAGAUGAGGCAUUGAAACUUUUCGAGGAGAUUACUAAACAUGGUCUAGUUCCAGAUCAAGUGACAUUAUUGUCUCUAUUGUCUGCAUGCAGCCACAGCAGAUUGGCUGAGCAAGGAAAGUUACUAUGGAAUUAUAUGAACAACAUCGGUUUAGUUCCUGGGCCAAAGCACUACUCUUGCAUGGUAACAUUGUUGAGUCGUGCGGCGUUAUUGGAAGAAGCGGAAGAAAUUAUCAACGAAUCACCUUAUUUUGAAGACAAUAUUUAUUUAUGGAGAACUUUGCUAAGUGCUUGUGUUAUAAACAAAAAUUUGAAAGUGGGAGUUCAUGCAGCAGAGGAAGUUAUGAGAUUGAAUGCAGAAGAUGGUCCAACUCUUGUGUUGCUCUCUAAUCUUUAUGCUGCUGCAGGAAGAUGGGAGGAAGUUGCUGAAAUAAGAAGAAAAACGAGAGGAUUAAUGAUGGAGAAGGAUCCUGGGUUAAGCUGGAUUGAGGCCAAGAAUGACAUUCAUGUGUUCUCUGCUGGAGAUCAAUCACACCCUAAGGUUGAUCAGGUGCAGGCUGAAUUGCAUAGGCUUAAAGGAAAUAUGAUUAGAAUAGAGAAUGAUGACAGUGAGGCACAGACUAUAUAA